Messenger RNA from Ixodes scapularis (black-legged tick), 417 nucleotides. Its product is annotated as 2-succinylbenzoate--CoA ligase-like. The coding region runs from base 20 to 403 and encodes 127 amino acids. The transcript is spliced from 4 exons. NCBI's taxonomy places the organism in Eukaryota, Metazoa, Arthropoda, Arachnida, Ixodida, Ixodidae. The record is from RefSeq and is a predicted model, not a curated record.
CGAAGUGCCACGCUGCUCUAUGUACGCUGACAUCAAGAAGCGUCUCCUUAAGUUAGCGAACAAAACUGUAAUGAUUGACGGUGAAAACAACGUCUCGUCUUCCGAGCUCCUCAAAAACUUUGAACGGUACGCCACCCGUUUUCAGUCGCACGGCAUCACCAAGGGCGACAGGGUGAUCUGCCUCUUGAGCAACGGCCUGGAAAACUUCACGGCGCUCUACAGCCUCGUGUUUUCGGGGGGUGUGGCCGUUCUCGCACAUUCAGACACCAAGAACGGAGAGCUCCUGUCCAUGGCACAAGAUUCUGAGGCCACCUACGUGUUGACAGACGCGAUAGGUGCACCUAAGAUCAAGGAACUUCAAAAGGAGGUGAAGUUCAAGCGUCCGCGGAACAUCGAUGGAUGAAAACCACUGCGUUA